Molecule: messenger RNA, 2125 nt
Organism: Podarcis raffonei (Aeolian wall lizard)
Lineage: Eukaryota; Metazoa; Chordata; Lepidosauria; Squamata; Lacertidae
Product: zinc finger protein OZF-like
Exons: 3
Coding region: 194-1780 (528 amino acids)
Biological process (GO): regulation of transcription by RNA polymerase II
Molecular function (GO): RNA polymerase II cis-regulatory region sequence-specific DNA binding; DNA-binding transcription factor activity
Source: RefSeq, a predicted model, not a curated record
CUGGAUUCCUAGAGAGGACAGGAAGUGAAGGGGGGUCAAGGUCCUCCAUGGCUAAAUUCCCUCCCUCCCACAUCCCUUCCUACAAGCCGAGAGGAGAUUGCUUUGUUUUCUCUCCUUUGCAAAAGCUUCCUUGGGGCCCCUCCUGGACUCGGGACCCUGCAGCUCGUUGUGGCUCCUUGACUCCUCAGGAAGGAUGAGAGAGACAGAUCCUGCAAACCUAAGGAAGAUGGAAGGGGGAAGAUGGACUGUUGACCUGGUCAGGUUGUCUCCUGCAUCCCUUCCCACAACCUCUGAGCGCUCCCUCCCAGGGACCUCCGAGAGAUCUGAUGGUGAUGAAUUGGAAGGGAAGGAAAAGGGGGAGCACAACAGAAUCCACAUAGCGGAGAAGUCAAAUAAAUAUUCAGGGUGUGGAGAGAACAUCCGUCAGAGCUCCCAGUCCACCUCCCAUCAAGGAAACAGCUUCAUUCAGAGGGAUAGCCUUACUUCACACGAAAGAACUCACAGUGGAGAGAAAUUGUAUCAGUGCUUGGAAUGUAGAAAGAGCUUCAGUCGGAAGGAUUCUCUCAUUUCCCAUCAAAGAAUUCAUACAGGAGAGAAACCCUAUCAGUGUUUGCAGUGUGGAAAGUGCUUCAGUCAGAGGAGCAAUCUGACAACCCAUCAAAGGAUUCAUACAGGGGAGACACCCUAUAAGUGCUUGGAAUGUGGAAAGAGAUUCAGACAGAGUUCAGAGCUCACUUCCCAUCACAGAAUUCAUACGGGGGAGAAACCCUAUCAGUGCUUGGAAUGUGGAAAGAGCUUCAGACUGAGCUCAGAGCUCACUUCCCAUCACAGAAUUCAUACAGGGGAGAAGCCUUAUCAGUGCUUGGAAUGCGGAAAGAGCUUCAGUCAGAGCCACAGCCUCACUUCCCACCAAAUAAAACAUACAGGGGAGAAACCCUAUCAGUGCCUGGAAUGUGGAAAGAGCUUCAGACAGAGGAACGGUCUCACUUACCAUCAAAGAAUUCAUACAGGGGAGAAACCCUAUCAGUGCUUGGAAUGUGGAAAGAGCUUCGGUAACCGCCAAAUUCUCACUUCCCAUCAAAGAAUUCAUACAGGGGAGAAACCCUAUCAGUGCUUGGAAUGCGGAAAGAGCUUCAAUUUUAGGACUAGUCUUACUUGCCAUCAAAGAAUUCAUACAGGGGAGAAACCCUAUCAGUGCUUGGAAUGCGGAAAGAGCUUCAAUUGUAGGUCUAGUCUCACUUCCCAUCAAAGAAUUCAUACAGGUCAGAAACCAUAUAAAUGCUUCCAAUGUGGAAGGAGCUUCAGUCACAGCCACGACCUCACCAUCCAUCAAAGGAUGCAUACAGGUGAGAAACCCUAUCAGUGCCAGGAAUGUGGAAAGAGCUUUCGUGAGACGGGAAAACUCGCUGCCCAUCGAAGAAUUCAUACAGGGGAGAAACCCUAUCAAUGCUUGGAAUGUGGAAAGAGCUUCACCCAAAGGGCCCAUCUCCUAACCCAUCAAAAAACUCAUACAGGUCAGAAACCCUAUCAAUGCUUGGAAUGUGGAAAGAGCUUUCGUGAUAGGGGUAAACUCACUUCCCAUCAAAGAAUUCAUACUGGGGAGAAACCCUAUCAAUGCUUGGAAUGUAGAAAGAGCUUCAGUCGGAGGGAUAGUCUUACUUCCCAUCAAAGAAUUCAUAAAGGGGAGAAACCCUAUCAGUGCUUGGAAUGUGGAAAGAGCUUCAGAUGGAGAGUUAGUUUCACCUCCCAUCAAAGAUUUCAUACAGGAGAGAAACCAUAAGUGUUAGAGGGGUUUUUUUCUCUGGUGGCAGAUGACAGAAGACUGACACCACGAGACUGGUGUAAAACCAAACCAAAUAACGAUUUAUGACAAAACAACAAACAGCAAAGCUUGUGGGUGUUUUUCCUGCAGGCAGAGUUCAAACUGCAACUUUUCCUUCCUAAUCAUGACCAGCUGUAACCAAUCUGCCCAAAGCUCACAGAAACAGUUCUUAAAGGUACAAACAUCCUUACUGUUUCUUUGAAGAAUGACUCCCAACACUAACAGUGCUUGGAAUGUUUAAAGAACUAAUAAUAAUAACAGAUACAGGGAGGUAGCUGUGUUGGUCUGCCAUAAUAAUAAUAA